Molecule: messenger RNA, 3273 nt
Organism: Pomacea canaliculata
Lineage: Eukaryota; Metazoa; Mollusca; Gastropoda; Architaenioglossa; Ampullariidae
Product: putative ZDHHC-type palmitoyltransferase 6
Exons: 9
Coding region: 36-1730 (564 amino acids)
Biological process (GO): protein palmitoylation
Cellular component (GO): Golgi membrane
Molecular function (GO): palmitoyltransferase activity; protein binding
Source: RefSeq, a predicted model, not a curated record
UAUAAACAAAGACAAAAUAUAGACUUCUUGGAACUAUGGCGCAGACUCUUUGUCAGAGCGAUGGCACGGCUCCAUCUGCACCUUCCGUGUCCUUUAAUCAAGUGAUGAACGCCAUCUCGAGCUGUGCAGCAGACAGCGUUCGCGCUCUCCUCGACCAGGAACCACAACUUGCACAUACUUUCGGUUGGCAUCGACAAACUGCUUUGCAUCGAGCAUGCCUGUCUGGCAGCAUUGGCAUUGUGCAGAUUUUGCUAGAGAGGAAUGCAGAUCCGAAUGCCAGAAAUAACUUUGAUGAGACACCAUUGCAUUAUGCAUGUAAGCGUGGUGUUCCAACUGUUGUGCUGUUGCUGGUGGAGCAGGGUGCUGAUGUCACACUUGUUGACAAACAGGGCAAGGGUGUGCUGCACCAUGCAGCAGAAGCAGGCAGUGUACCUGUGCUGCAUCUGCUCUGCAGCAAGUUUCCAGAACUGCAGCUUACUUGCCAGGAUAAUAACCUCCAGACUCCACUUCAUGUUGCAUGCAAGUCUGCACAGUUAGAUGCCUUUAAGUACCUUAUUAGAAAAGGGAGAAGUGACUUGAAGAAAGCAGACAGUGAUGGAAACUGGGCACUUCAUAUUGCUGCGCAAGAGGGAUACGGCCAUAUGGCUUGGUCACUACUGUGCCUGCUAGGUGCACAGGCAAUUCACUUAAGAAACAGACAUGGCUGCUCUCCUUAUGAACUAGCAAUUAUGUGUGACACUCAAGGCCAUAAAGAACUGAUAACAGAACUUGAAUGGCUGAGGCGCAGGCCUUUUGGUUCAAGUGUCACUCAGAAAGCCAGUCUCCUCUGGUCCUUCUUCCUUGUGCUGCCAAUGCUCUUAUACACAUCAGCAGUCAUACUGACAAAGAUGGUGCCAUCCUACGAUGGAGUAUUUUUUCUUGCUGCUGUUGUGCCAACUAUAUGGCUAUUACAGAAAAGCUUCCAUCGUCUAGAUCAUGUUUCAAGGUGGCCCAACCCCUUCUAUGCUGGAGUUUUUGCUGCAGGAUUGGCUCACACAAUAGCUGUAUAUUACAUUGUGAUCAUGCCGUAUUUGCUUGACUCUGUGCACCUUGUUUUGCUAUCAGCUCUUUUGACAAUGGUUGUUGUCUCUAUGUACAUCAGACUCAUCACUGCUGAUCCUGGCAUUGUUAACAGUUCAGCUAAAGAUCCAACAUCUGGUAAGCCUUUGACAAUCAUUGACAUCUGCAAGCCAGCAGGAAAAUGGGAAACUUUUUGUGUUCAUUGUGAGAUUGUACAGCCUGAGCUGACAAAACACUGCAAGCUGUGUGAUCACUGCAUGGUAGGGAUGGAUCACCACUGUCUCUUCCUUCUCAACUGUAUUGCACAUGGCAACCAUACCCUUUUUGUCUGGUUCAUCCUGACUUGCAUGCUGUGCAUGGGCCUCUUUGUUUUGGGAGUGUAUGUCUACUGUGUUCAGGUGUAUGUGGGCCAUGGAUGGGGCCAAGCUUUGCAAGCACUGGUGACCAGGGAUGGGUGGGUAUUCAGCCUGCUGCUGAUGAACUGUGCUGGGUUCCCUUGGGGUGUCAGCUUGUUAAUGUAUCAGUAUUCUGUUGUAUCAAAUGGCUACAAGUCUUACUUUGUGCCAGAGCAUCACGGUGAUGUGCUUACAGCAUAUGAAAAAUGGCGAAAUGUUGUGAACUUUUUGUUUAACAGAAAGCCGUACAUUGUCAAUCCUUGCCUUAGAGUCUGAUUAUUUGUAAACUUCAUAAACUCUCAAUGUCAGAGGAUGAGACUGUCAAAGAUUGUGCAAGAUGUAAAAGCUUGUAUACUUUUUUCUAGCCUCACUCAGUAAAAAUGUGCUAUCAUAAAAAUUUACAAGAUCUUUUAGUAUUUCAUUGUGGUUAAUAUUUUACCAUAAACAUAUAUGAUUACAUCCUGUAAUCAUCCAGUUAAUGUAUUGAAACUAUGACAUUUUUUUGCAUAGUUUUACAAAGGAUGGCUUGAUAUGUUUCCUUAUUUUAUAGAAAACUGUAUUUUUGCUAAAUAACAUGGAUACAUGGUGUGCUAGUCUGUUGUAAAGCAAGUGAGUGAAAUACUUUGCACUUUAUGAAUGUUUAUCAGAGAGAUAAGGGAUUGAUGUGGCUUAAGACUUGCUUGUAAAUAUGCACUGUUGAAAUACAAUUAACAUGAAACAAUAGAAGUACUAGGGCAUUGUGCAACUGAUUAUUUUCUUAUGUUAGCUUUGUCUUUAGCCAAACUGCCUAAAAUGAGUCUACAUAGUCUCAGGCCUUGUCUUUUAUUAUAUAUACAUAUUUUUCUUUGUCUUUUCCCUCCUUCCUGUUCUGAAGUAACAGGAUGUGCCCACAAGACAGGGCAGUAUAUAAAUGUGAGUCCUAUUUUUUGUCUUAGGAAAGGCCAUCAAGGUAUGUGUACAGCUGCUUGUGCUUAAGAUGACUUACUGAGAAAUAUCAUUGUCCGCAGUUUUCAUUGUGUAAUUUAUGUUCACUCAUAUCACAUGGUCUUCCUGUUCCUGAUGGAUUUUUAAUAUUUUCCUAAUGCUUACAUUUGAAACUACUCUAUCAAUAACUUCCUGAUCACACCAUGUCUAUAUCUGUGAACAUUUGCUGUUCUGUCUGUAGUGUUAUUGCACUCACUAGCUUAAUAGGGAUCAAAGCAAGCCACCAAAAGUUGUGAUUUUCUUACAUGUCUUUCAAUGGUCUUAUCAUAUAUGUCUAGUUCUUGUGAAAGGUCAACAAUACAGUGUUGUAAGAUGAAGUCAUCCUGUCAGAAUGGGGCUAAGUUUUACUUUGCAUAUCUUCUAAUAGCUUAAGCUAAAAGAAGAAAUGCAGCUAACCAAAAAUUCACAGAAAAUUUGAUCUGAACCAAGCUAGGGUGCCCUGGGCCAGUUAUAGCAAAAAUCUCUCAACUGUGAUUUAUUGUCAACUUUUAAUAUACUACUUUAUUUAAACCAAGUUUAUUCUAUUGAGUACUUAAUAUGCACGGCGUCAGUGUAACAAAAUAGUACUCUUGCGCUUAUUGCUAUGUUCUUUAUGUCCCCAUCCCUGCCAUGUUGAGGUGAACAGUCCAUUUUCUGCAAUAAAGGCAUGACUUUUUGAGUGAAAGGGUAGAUAAACAUUGCAGUGCUGUAGUUGGGUGACGUCCCGUUCCCUGGCAGGCUGUCAGCGCUCAGUGAUCGUACGCGGACAGACCAGAUCAAACGGCAUGGUGCAAUAUAUCGACGACCAUUUUCCGCUAAAAAGGGACAGUCUGAAUUGAAAUUGAUGUCGAAAGUU